Messenger RNA from Periconia digitata, 2251 nucleotides. NCBI's taxonomy places the organism in Eukaryota, Fungi, Ascomycota, Dothideomycetes, Pleosporales, Periconiaceae. The record is from the annotation of a GenBank genome assembly.
CAACAGAAACUACAAUGGCGCAGAAACCUCUCAAAGUCCUCAUAUCAGGCGCUGGCGUGGCUGGCUCAUCUCUGGCCUUGAUGCUUGCGCGACAUCCCAAACUCACCACCAAGCCCAUUGUCACCCUCAUCGAGAGAUCACCAGUUCCCCGCACUACCGGACAGGCCAUUGAUAUCCGGGGCCCUGGAGUCGGUGUGAUUCGAAAAAUAGGUCUCGAGGAGAAGAUUCGCGAGAAGCAUACGACUGAAAAGGGAAUUUCAAUUUUGGGCAGGCAGGGCAAGGAAAUUGCGCGACUCGACGCAACUGGGGAGACGGACAACCAGAGCUUUGCGACGAGCGAGUACGAAGUGCUGAGAGGGGAGCUGGUGCAGGUUUUGAUGGAUGAGAUUCAGCUGACAAAAGAGGCUUCAAGUUCUGGAAAUGGCGUGUAUACUGUGUACGGCGAGAUGAUUGAGUCAUUGAAACAGGAUGACGACGGAGUCAUGGUCAACUUCGCGAACGGAAAAGUCGAUGCCCAAAAGUUUGACAUGGUUAUCGCAGCAGAUGGCAUGGGCUCCAAAACCAGAUCAAUGAUCUUCACAGACAAAGCGUACCAAUCGACAGAGUGCACCGCAUCUCUGGGGUGGUACAUUGGUUACUUCUCCGCGCCCCGACAAGAGUUUGAUUCAGACUACUGGCGCUGGUACCAUGCUCCUGGCGGAUUGUGUAUCCACGUGCGACCUCACCGUAACAAACAGACGGUUGGUGUGUAUCUCUCGGUUGUUAAUUCAGAAAGAAGACGAUACCCGGAAUACGACGAGAUACUCGCCCAAGGUGUGGAAGCGCAGAAGGCCCUGCUUCGCAAACGCUUUCAAGACAUCGGUUGGAAAACCAACCACUAUCUAGAUGAGAUGGAUAGGGCAGACGAUUUCUACAUGCAACAGACCGCUCAAGUCCGAACGCCCAAAUGGACCAACGGACGAAGUGCCAUCAUCGGAGACGCAGCGCAUUGCACCAUGGGUAUUGGGACUUCUCUGGCAUUCAUGGACGCGUAUAUAAUAUCCGGGGAGCUUUCCAAAAUGGAGUCAAAUAGCAGCGAAGAAAUUGCUGCAGCGCUGGAGCGGUACGAAAGUGUUCUCCGAGGAUACUAUGAAAAGAACUCGAAAAUGCCAGCGGGUUUCCCGCAAUUGGCAAAUCCUCAGACUCAGACUGGAGUCGCUGUUCUGCAUACGGUAAUGAAGGUUAUGAAUGUGCUCAAGCUUGAUAAGUUGAUGCAAGGAGCGUUUGAUCAAGACGAAAAGUCAUGGAAGUUGCCAGAGUACGGUUGGUGAUUUGCGACGGAUGGUACGAAUUGUGAACGAAGGAUGGUAUUUUUGUUGUUUUUGGUUACCUAUACUUAUUUUUUCCCGUAGCAUCUUUUUUCUUAGGCAACUGCGCUUCAUAAUGUAAGAUCAUCCUCAGACACCGUAAUACAAACUCGAUUAAUUCAACUGUUAGAGCCAUAGAGCAUUCGAAGACGCCAUCAAGGACAUUAGUCCAGAGCGACUACAGCAAAAAUCAUGGACUCAAUCCAACACAGCGACAUGGUUCCAGUCUCCACUCCACUCCAGGGACAUAAAACCCGGAUCAGGAGCCUCCCAACCUUCUUUGUAGCUACAACUCGGACUCAGAGGCCCCGAAAAACACCAUCUUGGUGCCUGGUGGCCCUCCAUAGUGGAAGCCUCAGCCGCCCUCGACGCCUUCCGGCACGGGGCUCCCAUGUAAACUUGAGAAGGACAUAGGCUAUAUGUAUAGUGAUUGCAACUAUUUUCGCCAAUCACGAUUCCCAUUCCCUGCCGCAUUUUUAGCCAUGGACAUCAUGUCUCCAACCAACCACGCAAAUCAACGACGUAGGCAUCUUAGCCGACCGCAAGAACUUCCGUCAGAUUCUCGAUUUCGUAGCAGGGAGGUUGUCCCUCGGCGAUUGGAAUUUCGUGUUUUCAAACAACAUGCUCCUUAUCGUGAAGACAGAAUUCACCUCCAAGAGACACGCAGUCGGCUACGGGCACAAUUUCGAGAAAGGUCACGUAUGCUUUUCCCGGAAUGGAAGAUGCAACAAGCCACUAUAGACUGAUCAAACAGAGAAUGGCCGCUAGUUCGAAGUCUGAAAACACUGUAAAGAUCUUAGGGACGUUCCGACAGUAUAAGAAGCAAGAUGGCAGAACGAGAUCCUAUACUCUUGUCGAUUAUGCGCCCACAAGGGACUAGCUGCCGAUGCUUUCAAGCAGCCCUG